Etheostoma spectabile (orangethroat darter) is the source of this 1468-nucleotide messenger RNA. Its product is annotated as CD209 antigen. The transcript is spliced from 6 exons. Bases 67 to 1008 code for a protein of 313 amino acids. The record is from RefSeq and is a predicted model, not a curated record. Lineage: Eukaryota; Metazoa; Chordata; Actinopteri; Perciformes; Percidae.
ACACACACACACAGGGCAAUGUCCUAACAAAUAGUCUCACCCACAAAAUCAUUUCAACAAGUCAAAAUGGAGGACGGGGAAACUUCAGCUGGCAUUUAUGAUGGUUCAUAUAACAAACUGAUUUAUCAAGGGGACGAUGAGCACACUCUCUACUCAAAUCAAGAGAAGCAAGUGUCCUUGUCCAUGGUGAGACCAGAAUCCAUUUGGAAUCAUUACAAAGUGCUUACAGUAAGCCUGGCAGUGCUUGCGGCCCUGUUACUAGCAGUUGACAUUGGCCUGGGAGUCUAUUAUAGCAAACUUACUGAUGGGCAGCACAUAAUGGACAUCAGCAAUGAGGUGGCCAAACUGCAGGCUACUUACAGCGAUGCAAUCCAAAGCAGGGAUGAAGCCAAGAAACAGUUGGCAAGUGAAAUCAAGCAGCAGGAAUUUACCAAGUGGGAGAUUGAACACGAGAAUAAAAGAAGCACAUCCUUUGAAAAGCUGAGUGACAAAAUUCAAAUGGAAAUUGCAGUGCUGAAGUCCCACAUCCCAAUGAUUAACGAGGGCUGCAGACACUGUCUACCAGGAUGGACUUUCAUGAACUCCUUGUGUUACUACUUUGCUUUCCUUGACACUUUGUCACGUAGAUCAUGGCAGGAAGCCAGACAGUUCUGCACAAAUCUAGGAGGUGACUUGGCAGUGGUAGACAACAGAGAGACACACCUGGCAAUAAGUGAAUUGAUAAAUACCUAUCAAGACCAAACGAUAGAAAUAAGCAUCAGAGGCUUCUGGAUUGGACUGAGAGAUGUGGAGCAGGAAGGGAUUUGGAAAUGGCUGGAUGGAAGAACACUGAAUGAGGGGUUCUGGAAUAAUGGAGAGCCCAACAACAUUGGUAAUGAGGACUGUGCAGCUGCAUAUCCCAGAAGCAACCCUUUAUUGUCCUGGAAUGAUGCUCCAUGCAAUUAUGAACUGAAAUGGAUUUGCCAAAUGGCACCAAGGUCUUCUUCUGAAAGCCAAAUGUCAUUUUAAUCAGAUUUAUUUUUAAAUGAAUUGUUUGAACAAAAAAAGGAACUUCGCCUUGGAGACUUUUACACAUCUUCUGAAUCAUUUUAUUGUCAUGUCAAUAUUGUCAAUGGCAAAGAAGGUCAUAAUAUGAAAAUACAUCAGAUUUAUGAAAUUAACUUUAAAUAUAAGUUGACCAUUUUACUGUAAUAAAUACUGAUAUUAGCUUUAAUAUGUACAAAUGAAUUACUACUAUAUAGAUCUGUAUACUUGGUAACCAAUUUAUCAAGAACACAUACAGUCACAUAAACUAUACAUUCCAACAAGUCCUAUGUUGCGUGCCAAAGCAGCAUUAAGAGUGUCAGUUAGCAUGGAGUUAAGUUAAGCUUGCAAAUGUCACAGACAUGUAUUAUUACAAAAACAGUAAGUGUUAACCUAACCACUGGAGCUAAUUAUUAAACUUCUGUCUUGUUGGCCUUUUCGUGUG